Molecule: messenger RNA, 1925 nt
Organism: Maylandia zebra (zebra mbuna)
Lineage: Eukaryota; Metazoa; Chordata; Actinopteri; Cichliformes; Cichlidae
Gene: rxylt1
Product: ribitol xylosyltransferase 1
Biological process (GO): protein O-linked glycosylation via mannose
Cellular component (GO): Golgi apparatus
Molecular function (GO): ribitol beta-1,4-xylosyltransferase activity
Source: RefSeq, a predicted model, not a curated record
GGGUCCUUGUGAUGUAAACAAGGGUCCUUGCAACAGAAACGGAGCUACAUACACCAUGGUAACCUGACAAAAAAAGGGGAGAACAAUGAAAAUACCAAAAAGAAAGCUGUUCCUUCUCCUUAUUUUUGCAUAUGUAGCGUUUUCACUCUAUGCUGCGUAUAAUGUUUUCUUCAGCACCAAAGUACUAUCCCGCGUUCACAGGGUGGUGAAGAAAGAGACGGGAGCACAAUCGGGUGGUGUAAGGGAUGGCGGUGCUCCAUACGUUGCUGAUGAGUGGAAUCCGUGGGAGGAUGAACAGGUGGAGUACAACUCUGCUUUGAACAAAAAGAGAGAGGCCUUCAAACAGUACCUGGGUAAAAUUGACAAGAACAAACCCAAAAGAUACAAGGUCCAGAUAUGGGGGAAAGCUGCAAUAGGGCUUUACCUUUGGGAACAUGUUUUAGAGGGCCCCCUCAACCCCACUGACAAGGUAGCACAAUGGAGAGAGGGGGAGCUGCAGUCAGGGAAGAUUGAUUUCAGUUUCUACACAGGUCCUGCAGUGGUGCAGGGUCAUGUGCCUCUGGACAUGAAUAGUCUGGUUUUGGUUCUCAAUGGCCGCGAAAAGCAAAAAGUCACUUACUCCACACGGUGGCUGGAGCACGUCCAAACUCUGGUUCAGUCCAAUACAGUGUCUCACGUUGCUGUGGUUCUGCUGGGCAAUGAGCACUGCAACAACAACUGGAUCAGCCCACAUCUGAAGAGAAAUGGUGGCUUUGUGGACCUCCUGUUUGUAGUGUAUGAUAGCCCCUGGGUCAAUGACAAGGAUGUCUUUCAGUGGCCUCUUGGUGUUGCUACAUACAGACAGUUUCCAAUGAUCAGGCCUAAUGCCCAGUUAAUUACCUCCAACCGGCCAUACCUCUGCAAUUUCUUAGGAACUGUUUACAAAAAUUCUUCCAGAGAAACACUCAUGCAUAUUCUGACACAGUCUGGCCUGGAAAAGGAUUGCAUCACCACUGGGAGGGAAAAGUGGCUCCCUCAGGAGACAGCAGACAGUCUGAGACGCUAUCAGACAGCUCUGGCCCAAAGCGAGCUCACUCUCUGCCCAGUUGGGAUCAACACAGAGUCUUACCGCAUCUACGAGGCCUGCUCUUAUGGCUCCGUGCCCGUGGUGGAAGAUGUGAUGACACCUGGGAGCUGUGCAGCAGGGCCCAGCUCCCCGCUACGACUCCUAAAAGCUGCAGGGGCGCCCUUCAUCUUCAUCAGCGACUGGAAGGAGCUCCCAGCCAUCUUGCAGAGGGAGAGAGGGAUGACACAGGAGCAGAGGGUGGACAGGAGGAGGAGGCUGCUGGAGUGGUAUUCCAGCUUUCGUCAGCAGAUGAAGGAAAGGUUCACCGAGGUCAUCGAAGAGACCUUCUUCAAAAACGGCUGACUGUGGUGCUUCUAAAUAUCAACAGGGUGGUUGACAGUUAAAACUGAUUUUAUUUAUUUUAUGGUUUGUGGAGAAAUGUGAUGUACUACUGACAUAGUGAAAGUGGUGAUGUUCUUUUCAAUAUUCUGGCGCAGGUUAUUAAAAAAAUAAUUUAUGUGUGUAGUAAAGUUGUAAAGCUGCCAUUACUAGUCAGAAAGGGGCCUCGUGAUAUUUAAGUAUAUUCAUCAUCUAAAUGUUUACAACUGUGGAAUGUACAGGAAUUUAGAGAUAGAGGAUUAUGAACUGCCUUUGCAUUUUAAAAAAACAACCCUUAAUUUACUUUAAGUAUGUUUUAUGUGUUUUUAAGUAAUUCUUAUUGUGAUUUUUAGGAAACACUAAAUAAUAUGUGUAGAAGAGAUUGCAAUGUGUUUGCACCAUUUUUAACACCCUGAUAUCCUUUUGAAAUCUUUUCUCUUUGUGAGCUGCUUGCAAAUGGAUGUGGUUGGGAUGAAAUGUUUUGCUUUGUGGUAAAAAAAAA